CGGGACGGGGCCGGAGCGAGAGACGGAGCCGGCGUGAGAGACGGAGCCGGCGUGACGGGCGGCCCGCCGGGGCCCCUCAGGGAGGCGGGCGGGCGGGCGCCGCGCCGGCAGGUUUCCGCGGGCUCAGACAUUGGCGCACAGUUGAGACAAUGGAGUCCAUGCUGAAUAAAUUGAAGAGUACCGUUACAAAGGUAACGGCUGAUGUCACCAGCGCAGUCAUGGGAAAUCCUGUUACCAGGGAAUUUGAUGUUGGCCGACAUAUUGCCAGUGGUGGUAAUGGUCUUGCUUGGAAGAUAUUUAAUGGAACUAAAAAAUCAACAAAACAGGAAGUGGCUGUUUUUGUCUUUGAUAAGAAGCUAAUAGACAAAUAUCAAAAAUUUGAAAAGGAUCAGAUUAUUGAUUCUUUAAAACGAGGUGUUCAACAGCUGACCAGGCUUCGACACCCUCGACUACUUACUGUGCAACAUCCAUUGGAAGAAUCCAGGGAUUGCUUGGCAUUUUGUACAGAACCAGUCUGUGCAAGUUUAGCUAAUGUUCUUGGCAGCUGGGACAACCUACCUUCUCCUUUACCAUCUGACAUCAAAGAAUACAAACUUUACGAUGUGGAGACCAAAUAUGGUUUGCUUCAGGUUUCUGAAGGCUUGUCAUUUUUGCAUAGCAGUGUGAAAAUGGUCCAUGGAAAUAUUACUCCUGAAAAUAUAAUUUUAAAUAAGAGUGGAGCAUGGAAAAUUAUGGGGUUUGAUUUUUGUAUUCAGUCAACAAAUCCAUCUGAACAGGAGCCAAAGUUCCCGUGUAAGGAAUGGGAUCCAAACUUACCAUCCCUGUGUCUUCCAAAUCCUGAAUAUCUGGCACCAGAAUAUAUUCUCUCCGUGAGCUGUGAGACAGCCAGUGAUAUGUACUCUCUAGGUGCUGUUAUGUAUGCAGUGUUUAAUAAAGGGAAACCAAUUUUUGAGGUCAACAAGCAGGAUAUUUAUAAAAGCUUUAGUAGACAGCUGGAUCAGCUGAGCCGUUUAAGCUCCAGUACUCUUCAGAAUAUACCAGAGGAGGUGCGUGAACAUGUAAAGCUACUCUUAAAUGUAGCUCCAGCAGUCAGACCAGACGCAGAUCAAAUGACUAAGAUACCAUUCUUCGAUGAUGUAGGAGCAAUGACGCUUCAGUAUUUUGAUUCAUUAUUUCAAAGGGAUAACCUUCAGAAAUCACAGUUUUUUAAAGGCCUACCAAAGGUUCUGCCAAAACUACCUAAGCGUGUUAUAAUUCAGCGAAUUUUGCCUUGCUUGACUUCUGAAUUUGUGAAUCCGGAUAUGGUACCCUUUGUCUUGCCUAAUGUUCUCCUAAUUGCUGAGGAAUGCACCAAAGAAGAAUAUAUCAGGCUUAUUCUGCCUGAUCUUGGUCCUGUUUUUAAGCAGCAAGAACCAAUCCAGAUCUUGUUGAUCUUCCUGCAAAAAAUGGACUUGCUUCUAACCAAAACUCCACCAGAUGAAAUAAAGAACAGUGUUCUACCAAUGGUUUAUAGAGCCUUGGAAGCACCUUCAAUUCAGAUCCAGGAGCUUUGCCUAAAUAUAAUUCCUACGUUUGCCAAUUUGAUAGAUUACCCAUCAAUGAAAAAUUCAUUAAUUCCAAGAAUUAAAAAUGCAUGUUUGCAAACUUCCUCUCUUGCUGUCCGGGUAAACUCACUAGUGUGCUUAGGCAAGAUUUUGGAGUACUUGGAUAAAUGGUUUGUGCUUGAUGAUAUUUUGCCCUUCCUACAACAAAUUCCAUCCAAGGAACCUGCAGUGCUAAUGGGAAUUUUAGGUAUUUACAAAUGUACAUUUACUCAUAAGAAGCUGGGAAUUACCAAAGAACAGCUUGCAGGAAAAGUAUUGCCCCAUCUGAUUCCUCUUAGUAUUGAGAAUAAUCUUAAUCUCAAUCAGUUCAAUUCUUUUAUUUGUGUUAUAAAAGAUAUGCUUAAUAGAUUGGAGGCAGAACAUAAAACAAAACUGGAGCAACUUCAUGUCAUGCAAGAGCAACAGAAAUCUUUGGAUAUUGCUAACCAAAUGAGUGUGUCUGAAGAGGCAAGAUCUAGUAGUACAAGUAAUCAGAUUGACAAGGUGUUCAAUACUAGUGGAACUGACCUUCUAACUAGUGCAUCUGAUAGUAAAGAGAAUGAGAUGUCAUCAAAACAGAAAAAGGCAUCACUUACACUUGAAGAGAAGCAAAAGUUAGCUAAAGAACAAGAACAGGCACAGAAACUGAAAAGCCAGCAACCUCUCAAGCCACAAGCAACUGCAAUAACACCUCCAGUGAAGCAGACAAAAGACUUGACAGAUACCUUGAUAGAUAAUAUGUCAUCUUUGACUAGCCAUUCUAUCAACAAAGCUAAAGUUGCAUCUUCAAACAGCUUCUCUUCUGUCCCUUCUAUGGGUGUUGGAAUGGGAUUUUCAUCACCUAUUGACAACACAAAGAGAAAUAUAACAAACGGACUAAAUCCGACUAUGGGUUUCCAGACUGCUGGAUUCAGUAUGGGAGCUGGUCCCACCACUCAGAAUUUCUUCAGUGGUCCAAGUGCAACAGGAACAACCAAGAUGAACAUUGUACCAACUGCCAAUAUGCCAAAUUACAGUCCUAUGAAUGCUGCAUCUGCGAUGUCUCCACUGACGCAACAAAACAGACCCCCAGAUAUGUCUGCUUUAGAUAAUCUUUUUGGUCCUCAAAAACCCAAAGUUAGUAUGAAACAGUUGGCUCAACAGAAAUCAAGCCAGUGGGUUAAUCAGUUUGUACCCCCACAAGGGUCCCCAAGUGCGAGCAGUUCAGUCUUGGGACCUCAGAUGAACAUGAUAGGACAGCCUGGCUUUGGUAUACAGGGUAAUCCUUUCUUUGCUCCUCAGAACUUUGCACAACCGGCGAACACAAUGACAAACAGCAGCUCAGCUAGUAAUGACUUAAAAGAUCUUUUUGGGUAAAAUGUUUUCUUCUUUUAAAGAUGGAUGAAAUUUGGAUCAUGGGUAAGCUGAUUAACAUCUUUUUUUGAUUAGUAAAAGCAUGACUUGGGGAAACUUUCAGCCCAGCAGAGUAAAGACUUUUGCACUGGAAAAAAGACUUGAUUUUGCAUUCACCUGAUACUGCAGUGGAAUUGCGUAAGUGCAAAGUCAUCUUACAUGCUAAAGAUUUCCUGUCUCUUUACCGAACAUCAGAGCACUGAAGGUAGGAUGCGUAUGCUCAAUCAAAAAAGAAGCAGCUAAGUAUUUCAAAAUUAUGCAGAAGUGUACUCAAUCAACUUCUAUGAAAUUUCCUACAAAAUUUUGUUUCUUAAGUUGAACAAAAAUGCUUAGGGGGUAGUAACACUAGUGAAUGCAAUCCUGCAGGCCAGUCCUUUCAGUGUCUGCUAAAUUCUUACUGAUGAUUUGUGUUGCAUGAAUUUGGCACAAACUGUCAUUUUGCCAUAUGACAGUUUGCAAAAAGUAAAUUCUUAAGCUGCCUCAAGAAGUUUUGUUAGCCACGUUACAUAGAAAGAUCUUUAACCAGUAACUGUGUAAGAGGCUAAGAAGAGAAAGUAUUUUGUAUCUCUUUUCUUAUAAGGUGAUUAAGGUGGUAGUAAACUACAAGAAGAUUCAGGAGGCAUAAGAAGUUGUUUUAAAAUUUGGUGCAAGUUUGGGACAGGGUAAGAACACUGCUCCAAUGGUCAUGCUGGCUUACAACCUGUUUUGUAAUGCCAGAUCCUUGUUACCAGCCCCACAGCAAAAGCAACAUACCACUUAAGCAGGAUUUUAAAAUACUUGUGGUGACUUGAUCACAUCUAUUAUAUAUUCCAGUGUUUUGGCUAAUUUGAUACUGCUUCUAACUGGUGUGAAAAAAGACUAUGAGUAGUUAUGGAACCUCCUAAAAAGAAUGUUCUCUGUAAAAUUCAGAUGUGACUGCCCCAACUGUGUAACUAAGCAGUUCAGUGUAACUAAACAUACACUGUUUAGUUACACAGAAAUAUCUUGAAUUACUUCAUAGUUUUUGGCUCCGUUGAGAAGAUGGAAAAGGAUUGCCUCAUGCAAGUUGCACAUGGUUGUGUGAAAAAGCAGACUGCCGUAAAUUGCCUUGACUAGAAUAAACUAUUUAAUUUUAGUUUUGUUUUAACUUACGUCCUUAUGAAGGAUAGAUUAAUAUGAAACAAGAUCUCAAUUACAGAUUUGUAAGCUCUAGAAUAUAUGGUAAAUACACAGGUAUUUCAGAUCCUUUUUAUUGUAUUACUCCAAAUUUAAUAAAGCUCUCCGGAAAACCAAACAGUGGUUUCUACUACUUCCCAGAAGGUGUAUGUUCAGCUUGCCCAUGAUAGAAUCUGCUCUGUCAGAUACUACUGUUGGGUUUUAACUUUUUCUUUCCUAGGAAUUUCAAGAGCUUUCUUACGUACUAUUUUGAAGACUAUAGCUGGCUAUUUUGAGAAGGAAAGAACUAGUUACCUUUUUUAUGGAAAGCCUACAUGCUUUAUUUUUCAAAGCCUUUCACUGAAGAAAUUGUUCUUUCAUUUGCUGCUUAAGAAACCAAAGGGCCUUAUGCUGUAAAUGUGACUUGUAUUUUGUUAUAUUUCCACGGUUCUAAGCGGUAAUAGCAUUAAGCAUAUUUCUUAAAGAAUUGUUUAUGUAUUAUAGCUGCUGCCUUAGUCCUAUUAUUUUAAGAUACCUGGGACCAGUGAAAUUGUGGUUUAGAAAACAAUACCUAACACAUUGUGAUGCUUAUGUGCUGUUAAUAUUCAUGGUAAACAUUGUAGGUUAUGUUAAGAUAUCUGUGUAAACUUAAGACAAUACUAGAACUGUUAAACUGUUUAAGUUCAUUUACAGUUACUAGUACUCUAUACUCUCAAUCACACUAAUGUCUUCUUUUGUGUCAACUUUUGAAAGCUACAUUUUGUUAGGGUAACUUAAGGCAAGCCUUUGAAGAAUUACUUGAAUCUGUAUUCCCCUAAAUUAUUUGGAAAUAUAAAAAAUGACAUCUCUUAGGACUCUACAAUGUAUUAAAUUAAUACAUCCGUGGUAAAGGCCGUCUUAAAUGUCAGUGUCCUGAUCUGGGGUUUCAGUCCCUGAUCCCCCUGGAGUGGGGGCUUUUCAGAACUGGAUAUUAAUUUAACAUAUUGGAGGGAAAACUAAAUGAAAAAAAUUGAUCAGAUUUUAUAUGGUAGACAUUCUAAACUGUGGGGGUUGGGGUAUGUGCUUUUGGCAUGGGCUAUCUGAGAAUAUUAUCUCAUUUGUAAGAACAAAGUCAAAAAAAUCCUGCAAGUUCAAAUUAAGAGAGGCUUUUCUAUGCAGUGGUAAUGUGAUGGAAUAAGAUCUUUAUCUGGCUCAAGUAAUACGAUUUCUUUUUCUACUUAUAUUUGAGAACAUAAUUUUGAUUUCUCGUUUGCUGCAAUUUUCAGAAUGACGAGAGUAGAAGAAUAACGACAAAGAAUACUGAAAAGGGUGCUGAUGAAAGUUACAACAAAAUUUUCUAGUUAUUUAAAAAUAAAAAAGAAGUGACUUCAGUUAAAAUGAGAGGGUCAAAUCCUUCUUCCUUGUAGAUGCUUCCUGCUUAGUGUGUCAGGAAAAUGGCUGUGUGUGAAGUUCCCUAAUUAUUUCUUCUUAACUUAAAGGAAAGAGGAGUUGCAAGAGCUAAGUCACCCUAAGGCCAUGUGCCACUUGGCUCCUGCUACAACAGUUUUUCUUUAGGAAGCCUUGUCCAGCUAUCUCUCCACUUACAAGUCAUCAUUGUGAGGCCCUGCACGAGGCUGGAAGACUCACGUUGUGGCCAGAGUGAAUAGCAUCGUUUGAGAGCAACAGGGGUACUUCACAUCCAAGUUGUUUGCGAAGGAGUGAGAGGAAGGGACAGUGUUACAAAAUGUGGGCAUUCCAGGGACCUUCUGUUUCUGGACUUGGAUGGAGAGCGGCGUUAUAUCUAGCUUGGCCUGAAGCAGAGGGACUGUCUAGCCCUAAUACAAAACAAAAUGGAGAAUGCAGGUUUGAAAUUGAUAUCUGAUUAAGAAAUUGCAAAUUCUGUUACUGAUAAAGUAACCUAAGUUCUUUUUACAAUGCCUUGAACAAUACUAUAAAUUACACAAAAUUUCUGCCCUUUGCAGUCAGCCUAAUUUAAAGGAAAAAAUGUGGAAGCCUGUCAGGUCAUAUCACCGCCUUACAGCCUCCACCCUGUGCACCUUCUGUGCUCGCCCACUGUGAGCAGAUCUUCAUUCCACUGUGGAAAUGAGAGCAGGGUCUGGGCUGAACUGCCCAGCCCACCUGGCUUACUUCACAUUCAUUUGUAAAGGAGAGGUAAAGAUAAGGGAGUAAGUUCCUAUUCUUUAAUUGGUUUAUCUAUAUUAUGUUUGCUACAGAAGGAGAAAAGAAGUGGAAUUAGCUGCAUCUUAAGUAUAAGCAUCAGUUGUGCUUUGGCUGCUCUGGUGUUUGCUAAAUGAACGUGUCUGCACCAAGACAGUGGUGUUUUCCAUGUUAGGACUGUUGGUUCCAUUUGGUUUUAAGUAUGAAAGUCUCUGAAGCAUUCUCUGCAAACUCAGUCUUGGAAAACAGACUAAUCUUGCUAGAUAGAAGGAAUGUAUUAAAGAGGCUUGAAAAACCUUCUCUGCUGGGUCUGAUGGAGAGGAACCUUGAAACUACUGAUUUACAGAUUAGAUUAGGAGCCCCUCGGUCUGCCUCUCUCAAGAGGAGAGAAACAGGGAGUGAAAUGGCACAAGUGUCAUUUCAAGGAGGGAGGAGGGAGCAGAUUUUCUGCUCCUUUUCAUCACACAAGUGGUGUGAAUAAGGCACAGAACAGCCUGUGGAACCUGCUCAUGCAGGAGGACAGCAGUAGCAGAGGAGUCUUUUGAAAGGUAAAGGAGCCCACCAAUUAUUUGGGAGAUGGGGAGAGAAAUUUUACUGGGAACAUGAGUAGAAUGCCCUAGUUUGUUUUAAGGAAGAUACUAUGUCUUCCUCUCUCCAUGGUGAUGUGAAUUAGAAAUGUUGUAGAGAAGCUGUGGCCUUACAGGUCUGCACAGAGGCUGAGUACCCCAAGUAAAAGGCUGAAUUUUUGGAUGUAUAGGUGCACAACAUUUCAAGCCUUAUUAUUUAAAACUUUACUUUUGCGUUAAGUUUUGUCUUUUUAGCAGCACCUGAUUCACAUUUAUGUGGAACUUUAACAAAUACCCCAAUGGCCUUUUAAAGUAAGAAAAAUAUGUGUUAACUUUUGUAUUAUAUCCCCUGUUAUAAUGUUAUCUAUGUCUGUAGAUAGAUAAGUAAGUGUGUGUAUAGAUUACAGGAUUUUAGAUUUUUCAGUUCAAUUGCACCAAAAGAGCAAUGAAUAAAUGAGAAGUUAGAUUUGAGUCAAAUUCCACAAGGCUUCCAUACAGGCUAACAAUUAUAUGAUACUUUUGUUGUCUAUUAUAAAUUUACAUGCUUAGUCUGCCUACAUCUACGUGACUUGAGCAGAAAAGGAAAGUUUUUAAAACAAGUUUAUGAACACUGGAUCUCUCAUUGCAGAUGAAGUUUUUGGACUUUAGAGUGAACUUUGUUUAUUGAUUAGGAGUUUUUUAUUGGGGGUGGGUGGGAUAGCGCUGAUUUGUGCCAUUUCCAGUGAAAGAAAUAUGGGGAGGGGGAGUACAGAAAAAAUACCCUGUUGUAUAUGUGACCCUUUUUUGUUCUUUGUUAAGAGAUAUGCUGCAUUUUAUAUACUCAUUGUGAACUAUUACUCUGAAAUAGCUGUGAGGGAAACCUGUCUGGAGAACUUCAGCUGAGUUAGCUGAUUUUCAAGUGAGGUUCUGCCUUGUACCUUACUUUCCACUAGGUUUUGACUGCUUUACAAGGAGAUUACACAAGGCAGUAAAACCUUGGAUUCAUACACCAAAUCCCCUUGCCUUCCAGGCCUCACAUUUGUAUCAACAGAACAAAUAAGCCCCUGAAAUUGUAUUGUCUUUAAGUUCUCUGAAACAGUUCUAACUGCUGUACAGAUUUCUGAGAUGAAGUUGUAAAUCAAAAUGUGUUAUAGUGAACUCAGGCCUUGUGCAAAAUAUUUAAUACUUGUUUAUUUGUCUAAUCGUACAGUCUCUGUACUAGUGGCGGUUUUAUGUUUUGAUUGUAAAAUAUUAAAAUUCUCAUGAGAUUUAUAAAGUGAUGUUACUGUAGUGUCAGCUGUGAUUCAUAAAUAGAACUGUCAUAGCAUGGCAUUAGUGUAUAUCCGGUUUAUUGGACAGCUCUUCAAAACCAAAUUUAUUCUUCUAUCAGCUUUUAGAUCAGUUACUUAAAAAAUAUGUAAAAGGUACAGUGACAGUUUUGAGAAAUUCAUAUCACUUUGUACUCUGAAUGAGGUUGCCUAUAGAAAUAAAUGAACUUUUCGUAUUUUCAUGUUGGAAGAUAUUUUUAUUUAAAAUUUCCGUAAAAUCAACUUACGUAGAAAACUUUAUCACUCUGUAUAUUUUGUUUGAAAUGCAUUUUAUCCCACGUAAUUUUGAGCUCAUUUCUUAGAGUGGUUGCUGUCCAGACAUUUGUAAAAUGUGAUCACAUAUUGCCUUCAUGCAAAGAAUAAAAGUCCUGGGGAAAAACUGA
Messenger RNA from Harpia harpyja (harpy eagle), 8522 nucleotides. RefSeq names its product SCY1 like pseudokinase 2 (gene SCYL2). Lineage: Eukaryota; Metazoa; Chordata; Aves; Accipitriformes; Accipitridae. Gene Ontology annotation, biological process: protein phosphorylation. The record is from RefSeq and is a predicted model, not a curated record. The coding region runs from base 150 to 2939 and encodes 929 amino acids. Gene Ontology annotation, molecular function: protein kinase activity; ATP binding. The transcript is spliced from 18 exons.